This is a messenger RNA of Cephus cinctus (wheat stem sawfly), 7339 nucleotides long. RefSeq names its product high affinity cAMP-specific and IBMX-insensitive 3',5'-cyclic phosphodiesterase 8 (gene Pde8). The record is from RefSeq and is a predicted model, not a curated record. Gene Ontology annotation, biological process: positive regulation of ERK1 and ERK2 cascade; signal transduction. Gene Ontology annotation, molecular function: 3',5'-cyclic-nucleotide phosphodiesterase activity. The coding region runs from base 3501 to 6038 and encodes 845 amino acids. NCBI's taxonomy places the organism in Eukaryota, Metazoa, Arthropoda, Insecta, Hymenoptera, Cephidae. The transcript has 20 exons.
AUACGUUUUUGUUAAACAUUGUCAAAAUGUUACUUUUAUGCAAAUACAAGGUUAGAUUGAAACUGUGUAAAGAGAAAGUACAUAUGCAGUAAAUGAUUAUUCUAUCUAGUAAUAAUUAUGAUAUAAUAAGCAUAGGCAUACAUAAUAUUCACCGGUGCGUGCUUUUAGGUUAGAAGACUGUGUAUUUAUUUCUACAAAGACUCUCUAGUACCUGACUCUCCGUGUCUAGCGAUCACGCUCGAAAAUCAUUGAGCAAGUCAUUUACUACGUGUCGCGUGCACGUGACGUUACCUUCCAAAACUUGUUUCGCAAUUCAGGACCAAUAGAGAGGCAGUGAGUAAAUGCUGCUUCGCAGGUGCUGAAACGUUGUUUUUAUGUUGUCAUGCGAACGAUACUUUAGUGGAAGCUCAAGAAUCUGUGAAGAUGUUUGGGAAUGUUGCCAUUUAUCCCAAGAUACGUACAAUUCCAAAUACUUUUAAUAUAUCUGGGCUUCUUCGUACUUUUAUUUUAUUUAAUUUUUUUUUAUUGUAAAGAGAGCCGAAGCUCACGGCAACAGUCAUUCUCCUUGACCCAGUCUACCACUAACCACCAUAUCAACAGGAGUCAUCAUUCGCGACACGCAUUAAUCAGGGCCUAUAAGAAGUUACGAAGAUUCGAUUGACUGUAUCUUGAUCCUCGAAAUAUUUAGUUGAUAUACUUAUCGAUAGCCUAGCAGCCGUCAAAAUCGUUCAGUUUAAAUAAAAUAUUGAUUGAUUAACAAUGAUUUCGUAAUUCAUGGUCGAUAAUAACUUUUUAGGAAUAUACUCACGCUGCAUGUAGAUCAUUCUUAUCGUGAUCUUCACUUUGAGAAUUAUAAUGUCACUCUUUCAAAGAAUACGUGUAUACAGGUGGUUGCUAUUAAUUUAAAGUGACAACAAAAGACAAUUCUUGAUAAUCAAUUUACAGGUCUUUUCAAUUGCAGUAUUUGACAGCACUGCUUCAUUGAAAUGAUUCUGUAACAUUUUUCACCUGCAACCGUUACUUAUAAUCUUGGAUGGAUCUUGUGUAUAAUGAGAUUAUCUGUAGAAGUUAUUUGAAAAUUGGUCAAUUCCUUAUAUACGUCGUAGGCUAGCAUUGGGGUGCGAUGAACUUCACGUAUGACUAACACGUGAAAGAUAUUAUACCUAAUAUCUUGUAUCAAUAAAUUAAUUUCUUUACACUGUUACAAAUCCACAUUCCUUGAUUAAAAGUCAAAAGAUACCUUGUUGAAAUAUGCAAGUCUUGUAUCAACUGCCUUAGGCAAUUCAUUAUUAUUAGAAUUAUUUGAAAUUUUGGUUGGUAUCGAAUAUUAUAUGUAUAUUCUGAGAUCUUUAAUUAAUAACACGUAUAAGUUUGCACCAUGGACUCUUUAUUGCCUACCUUAGAAGCCAUGAGGAAUAGUUGGUUGAUUACAGUUUCUAGAUAGCAUAUACAUAGCACCAAUAAAUAUAUAUUACCAAACAUUGAUUUAUCGAUGGGUAACUUAUGCAAUGUAAUACACGCGUAAGUUUUAUGACUGGGAGGGUUAAGAAAGAGAAAAAAAGAAUUUAGGUCCACAGAAAUCAUAAGAGUUAUACAGUAUUGCUUUACAUAAGAAGUCGAUAUUCUUGGUCUGUCUAGAAUCUCUAUGAUACUGGUUGGUAUUAGUAUAGAAACGGUAGGAGAUGAAAAGAUUUUUAUAAUUUUUUUUUUGAAUUUUCUAGUAGUCAAAUUGUAAUGGAUGGAUUCGUAAAUUUUUGUAUUAUAAAUAUUUAUAGGCUGUAUCCUUCAAAUGUCAAAACCCAUCAAAUGUAACUUCUGAACUUGCAACAAAAGUAGAAUAAAAAUUUAAUGAAAAAAUUGGAAUUUCCCACUUGUAUAAUGUAAAAAUAUUAUAGGACAAUUUUAAAUCAAUUCUAAAGUGUUUAAUGCCAAUUAUCUAUCAUAUACUAAACAGCUUAAUUGGACAUUGAUAACAUGCCUGUAUAGGAUUGCUUAUUUAAAAAGAAUAAACGGAUCAACCUCAGUAUCCAUAUUAUAAAUAGACAUCAUCAAUUACAAUACUGUUCGAUUAUUGAAUAUAGAUAGGUGAAACGAGAGGAGUCCAAUAUGAUAUUACUAUAUAGCGAAUCGAGAAUAUAAAAUCGAGAUAAAAAUAUUGCAGCUUCGAGUCAAUAAAUCUACCUUAUGAAAUACACGUAAUACGAAAUGGCAUCCAAUAUAAAUAAUUCAAAUUUACAUCUGUCAUCAUUCAGUAACAACGCGCACAGUAUGGAGUUUCGCAAAUCAAUAAAUAAUAAGAAUUAAUAAAUCGCACAGUGAAUCUUUCAUGUAACAAGACAUAAUGACCUCUUAUAAUCAGCAGAACAUGUCAUGACACGUAGUAAUGUUAAGCGCACUAUAUGCCCAGUACAGAUCCUACUGUAGUUGUUGUACAUAUGCGCAACAGACAAUCUUUAUAAAUCGUGGCUAUUACGGGAAGUAAAUAUCACAUUCAUAAUUCAUUAAAGCCAAUUGUCAACGAAGAGGAUCGCGCAAUGGAAUAUCCGUAACAUUAGUGUAUUAAAGUAUCAACAAUAAGAAUAUGAUUGACAAGAUUUCUAAUCGGACAAUAUGAAUAUUUUAUAACCAUAUUGUAUACGCUUGUAUAAAUUAUUUUGUGUUUUCAAAUGACUAUCUAGCACUGUAUGUACUCAAUUUUCCUCUAUUUGAUAUGACGUUAAAAUUACCGACGUCAAGCAAUUUCUCAAAUAUAAACAAAAUAGUUUUAUGAUAGAUUAUACAAAAUUAGUAUAGAUAUUAUAGUGUUGAGAAGCAGCGAGUAUAGUAAAUUAUACAUAUAUUCUAUAUAAGCCUACCGUUCAGGUAUUGCCCGUGGCUAUCACGCAUGUCACUCACUCACUCGCUCUUUCGCUCUUUCAUUCGUUCGCUCACUCACUCAUUGACUCUCGAAAGCACAAUAUCUUCUCAACGAUUUGGAUAACAGUCAGUUACACACCGCGCACGAUACUUCAUCGCGAUUAUCCCGUGUGCAGUCAUAAAGCAUGAACUUCGUUAGAGUUCAUCAUAGUACAUCAGGAUCGAGAGGAAUAUCAAUGUGCAAUUGGAUCGAGUAAAUAGUGCUAGAAGACCAGAAAAACGAUAAAUAGGAGUCGUUCGGACGGACUACGUGAAACAAAGUGACAGUUGGAAAGAAAAGUGAGGACGAAUUGUCGUGAAUUAUUUUGUGAACAAUUUUCUUGUAUCGCGGGGAUGCCAAGCAAUGGGAUUAGGGAGAAUUGCGAACUUGUGAUUUUAUUGAAUACAUUUAUCUGAUUAUUUCGUUCUAUUCUAACUGAAUCAGCGCACUCUUCUUGCGGUUCACUUUUGAAAAAACGUGGCGCGCAUUGUCACUCACUUGUACGUGUUGACUAAAAUAAUACAAAAGUGGUUGUAAAUUGGUUCUUACUAAUUUCAAAAGAAGAAUUCCUUGAGAUGAUUGCGAGAGGUAGAAGGUGAUCCAUAUGACAUCCUCUUUGGCGGAAUGUUAUCUUCUCAACGAAGAUUCACAAAAUUUGGAAACAGACAGCGAGAUACUACACAACGGUGACGAAACGGAGGACAAUCGGUUGGAAAUAUUUGACGCAUGGAGUCAGAAAUCAAUAACGGGCCAAACUAUGUCGACGAUAGAUGACGACACGGAAUACACAACAGCCAAAGGACCUCAGGAUCUAAAACCAAGCUUACUGACGUCCUGUAUUCCUGGUCCCGUCAAAAUAUUAUUGGCUUUUGGUCGUGACGAUCAGCAGUUGGAGGUUCUUGGAAAUGUAGCGAGAAGACUAGGCUGGAGCGUUACAAUAGCAAGAACUAUUGAAAAGGCAGUGGAAUCAUUUCAAAAUCGAUGUCAUGAUCUCGUUAUCAUUGAUCGCAGAGGACAACGUAGUGCGGAAGGAGAUGCUUUUUGCAAGGCCAUUAGAAAUAUCAACUGUAAUCAAAAUUGUGUGAUUGUGGCGGUUGUGAGAAAAUCAUUUCUGAUGAGUUCCGAUAAGGAUGAAAUCGUCACCUUGGACUUAUUGGGAACUGGAUUCAACAGAGUGCUUAUGGAAUGCUCGCAUGAAGGCAUACUUAUUAAUGAAUUGAUGGGUAUUUAUGGAAGCGAAGUGCAACCAAGAGCACAACUAGCAGCAGCCCAAUCAUUGCAUUUAGCAGUAGACAGAUGCAGAGACAUGGUGCACAUAACAAAUGAUCAUCAUAUUGUACAGUUUGUGAACAGAGCCAGUGAGAAGCUAUUGGGUUACAAACCAGAAGAAAUAGUGGGGAAGAAUCUCCUGGAGAUAAUAACAAGUGAAAAUUCAAUCUUAAUGGAUCAGCAGUUGCAACGUGGUAGAGAAUGGGAGGGCAAUAUGAAUUGCAAGAGAAAGUCCAAUGAUACCAUCACCAUAAAUUGCAGGAUAAUACCAUUCUGUGCCAGUGGAAGGAAACCUACCCAUUAUGUCUAUGUCCACGACACUACGUAUCUGCUAGAAAAUUUAGGCGUUGCUCCGAGCAGUACGGGAGUCCAACAGCAUCCAAGAGGAAGUUUACAUUCAUUACGCAGAGGGUCAUUCGACAUCCGUUCAAUCGGAAGUGACACACAAAGACGUUCCAGUCUUGCGAAAUUGCACAAUUUACCUCUGGAGGCACCAAUCACAAAAGUGAUUACUCUACUGACGAAUGCAAUUACGGAAACAUCCGCUUCGCAUCCGGAAGUUGCUAUGCAAAUUGAUAAGGCGAUUGAAACCUUAAAAACUACAGAAUUGUAUGUACCACAUAUGAGAGAAGAUGCAAGAGCUUACAAUGAUCCAGUAGCUACUGACUUGGUCGAAGCUUUAUUAGCGUCUCCAAAUUAUGGAAGAGAUUCGAGAAGAUCAUCCAAUGAUUCUUCGGGGAAGCUUGCACCGAUCAAAAUGCUCAAUACCCAAGGGGGUCGUGUACCAUCUAAGAAUUAUCGAGCACCCCAGGAGAUAAUGGAACUAUUAAAUGAUAGACUCAAUUGGGACUUUGACAUAUUCAAGUUGGAACUCUUGUCUGGUAGAAGACCUCUAGUUUACUUGGGGAUGAGCUUGAUGUGUCUUUAUCAUGCACCUACAGUCUUAGGAUGUGACGAGAAGACAAUACAAAACUGGUUAACAAUAGUGGAGAUGAACUAUAAUCCAAAUAAUAGCUAUCAUAAUUCUACGCACGCUGCUGAUGUUCUGCAAGCCACUGCGAGGUUCAUGCAAUCAGAGAGAUUAAAAGCAAUUUUAAAUCCAUCCGAUCAAGUUGCUGCACUCAUUGCUGCUGCCGCUCAUGAUAUUGAUCAUCCUGGGCGGUCAAGCCAAUUCCUCUGCAAUUCCGACAACAAACUAGCAAUACUGUACAAUGAUUUGACAGUACUUGAGUCCCACCAUGCAGCUUUGACGUUCAAGUUGACUUUAGCUGAUGACAGUGUCAAUGUGUUUAAGAAUUUGGAAAGAGAAUCAUACAAAGUAAUGAGACAGAAUGUCAUAGAUAUGAUUCUAGCGACGGAAAUGACGAAGCACUUUGAGCACCUUGCCAAAUUUGUUAACAUGGGCAGUAGUAGAAUUGGAGAUGGUCUAUCAGAGCCUUAUUCAGACUCUAUAGAUAUGGCUGUCCUGAUGCUGCCAGAAAAUAUAACGCUGGUCAAGAGAAUGAUAAUAAAAUGUGCUGAUGUGUCAAAUCCAACGCGACCUCUUAAAUGUUGCAUCGAGUGGGCAAGGCGGAUCGCUGAGGAAUAUUUUAAUCAAACGGACGAGGAGAAGAAAAAUAAAAUGCCUGUUGUCAUGCCUAUGUUCGACAGAAUGACAUGUUCAAUACCAAAAUCCCAAAUAGGCUUUGUUGACUUCAUCAUUAAUGAUAUGAUCGAUGCAUGGGACUCCUUCAUAGACAUGCCUGAAAUGAUAGAAUAUAUGAGACACAAUUAUGAGAAGUGGAAGGAAUAUCACGAUCAAGGUAUAUCGACACUACAUGAUGUGGAAAGGCUACAAAAGUUACCAGAGCUACAUAUAGCAAAACCGCCAUGAAAAGUGUAGAAACUGUAUAUGCACCUCGGUAAUAAGAUUCUCCGUCCGAUGGAAGGUACCUCUAGAAAGAUCAUAUCAUCAAAGUAAUUCUAUCGCGUAACAUAGGAGACACUUAAUGAACGAUAACGAUAAAAUUGAUAGUCGGAAAGAACGUAUACGCUUUUAAAUUAUUUUUAAUAAAUAUACACGGAAAGAAUUUUAAUCCUAAAAAUUACCCUGACUGUCAUGGUAAUCCAUGAACAUUGACAUUUUAGCCUAUAUCAUAAAAACCUACAGUUGAAACAAUAAUGUAAUUAUAAUGAAUUAAGUCUUCAUACAUUUUACGAAGUCGUAUGGUAAAUUAAUAUAUUUCAAGAUAUACCUACUUUAGUUAGAUUUUUUACUCCAUUAAAUUUGAAAGUGUAAGAAAACUGUAGAAGUAUCUGAUAUUGGUGUAAAAUUUUACCAGGCAGCAUAUUACUCUGCGUCGUUUGAACUUCAUGUGUAAAACAGCAUUAUAUACAUAAUUACAAUUUCUCUUCGCAGUCUCUGCAGCCAAUUUUACUAUACUGCAAGUGAUGAUAAUCGAUCGACAACGGUCCAUUUUCAGUUAUCGUAAGUCAAUCGUAUGUCAUAACAGUCGAAGAUCAACCGACGUAAUUGCCAUCAUUUGUAUGGAAGAGAAAAAAGCAACAAAAUUACCAUAUAUUUAUUAAGAGAUCUUUGGUUAAUAAAAAAGACUACUUCGAUUAUACAAUAUCAACACCAGUUACUGGCACAUUAAGAAGCCAAUAAGGAAAAGAAGAAUGCAAAUCAACGUGAGUAUCUGGAUGACCUAUAGAUGAAGAGUGCGUUUCGUAUUGAUUGAAUGCAAACUUUAUAUUUAUUGUAUAUCACUCUUUGUUGUCAUUGGUAGUCAAGCCAUUUUGCAAAUUAUCAUAUAUGUAUUUUUGGCGACUUGUGUUCACCCCAUAGAACGAACAGAUUAUUACCAUUGGAACGUUAUUCGUUUUCUUCUAAUUUUUUCAUUAAAAAAAUAAUAGUCAUUAUCAUAUUGUAGAUACAUGAAAUAAUCAUAACAAUUGUAUAUUUGAAUAACUUUCGACAGCCAAUAAGUAUUAGUCAUUAGAAUGAACAAUAUUGUAGUCCCUAUUAUCGUUUCCUGUUCUGAUAAUAAUUGAAAUAUUUUGCAGUAAAUGUCGAUGGUAGAAAUAAUGAAUCGCUGGCAAAAGAAACAGAUUUAAAAAUAACAGUACAGUAAAUGAAUCUUGUAUUGUCGUACAAUAAUUCUAUAUGUAAAUAAUUAUAAUAAUCUUUCAGUA